Molecule: messenger RNA, 4632 nt
Organism: Anthonomus grandis grandis
Lineage: Eukaryota; Metazoa; Arthropoda; Insecta; Coleoptera; Curculionidae
Product: RRP12-like protein
Exons: 6
Coding region: 180-4181 (1333 amino acids)
Source: RefSeq, a predicted model, not a curated record
UCUUGACAGUUUUGACACUUUUCAAACAACAUAACCUUAUCGUCCUUAUUCCCGUCUGGGUAAUGUUUUUUUUUAAAUUUUGCUAAUCACAGUAUCGGAUCACCAAACUUUUAAAUCUGUAAAUUUAUUUAUUUCGUGGUAUUACUGGUAUUUGUAUUACCUUUUAUUCCUGAGAAAAAAUGGGCAAAUUUCGAAGUAAACUAAAAGGACAGACCAAAGGAAAACGCUGGGCCAAAGGACAGAGCUCUAGUUCAAAUCCUGAAACCCAUAAAUACAGAGAUCAGGCUAAAAGCAGGUUUUUCCAAGAAAACCUUGGAGGCCCAUGCACACUCACCACUGAUUCAUUAAAAAAACAUGAUGCUUUACAAUUUUUUAAAUCGCCUAAAUCUCAAAAUGCUGAAUUGUCUGAACAGAACUAUGAAAUGGAAUUAGAGAGUGAUUAUGAUCAUGAAUCACAGGGCUCAUGGCAGUCAAUGAAGUCUUUUGCAUCUGAGUGGUCUGAGUGCAGCAACAUGUCAUUUGGUCACUUUAUGAAAAGCUUUCAUGCAGAUAGUGCUCUUCACAAAGAAAUGUUGGCAAUUUUAGCAGCAAUUGCUGAAGUUAUUAAACAAAAUGGAGGGAGGGAAUCUUCCACAGAAUAUUAUUGUGCUCUUUUAACCACUUUAGAGACAAUCUACAAUAGCAAGGAGAAAAAUGAAGACCAAAUCACUGCAGUACUUGCUCUAUUAAAUAUGGGCAUCAAGACUGUACCUGAAGAAGUGUUAAGGAAAAAUUUUAGUGAUGUAUCCUUAAAAAUGUUACAAAUACUAAAAGAUUUUGCUUCUGCAGAGAACAAUGUUAUUGUUAAGUCCACAUUGGGUAUUCUCACAGUAGCGCUUAGAGCCCAAGAAUUAGCAAUAUGGACACAUGACACUAUUAAACAAAUAUUUGCUGCUAUUUUAAACCCUUUCAGUAUACAUUCAAAACCUAAGUGGAGGAAGAGUGCUCAACAUGCUGUUGCAGCCAUUGUGAAGUCACCUUGCUUUGAGAAAAAUCCAAAUCAUAACAUUGCUGCUGAUAAAUGUGCUGAAUUCUGUGAAGGAAUCCUGGAAAAUUGUAUAGGUGGUAAUUGGGAUAAAGUUGUUACAAAUUCAGUUCACUCAGGGCAAACUACUAUACUACAUACAUUAGGAUUGCUUAAGGAAACUAUUCAAAACUUUUCCAAGAUUCAUAUUAAGAAGUGUUGUGAAACCAUACUUAGGUUGAUGACACUUAACUAUCCCAUAGUCAACUCCUGUGGUUUACAAGUUUUGCAUUCAUUGUUUUCUGCCCAAACUUCAGUGGUUUCUGCAGAUAUUAAUGCAAAAUUAAUCACAGCUUUAUAUGAAUAUCAGCCGAGUAAUAGUGAUGUACAACCUACUUUAGCUUGGUUACUUGUUAUGCAAGAAGCUCAUGUUCAUUUGGCAGAUGUAGAUAUUUCAAUAACUGUCACUGUGUUACCCAAGUUUUUUACAAACAUCACUCAAAUGUGGUUAAGUGGGAAAGCUGAAGUUAUGACUGGGGCAACUCACAGUUUGGAGGUUCUACUUAAAGAUGUCAUAGGUCCUCUCUGUGAAUCACAAAAAACAGUUAAACAACAGCAGUCAAAACUAGAAAAAUGUUUCAAUGUUAUCCACUUAUGCUUAAGCUACCAAUACAAUGCUGCUUGGCACCAAGUUCUCCAUGUUAUAAGAGUUAUGUUUGAGGUUGCUGGUGCUAAUUGUAGUGAAAUGUUUGGGGAAACAUUGAAAAGUUUAGCAGAGCUCAGAGAUUCAUAUAAAUUUAGCUUUAACAAUGAACUUGAAUAUGCUGUGGGGGCUGCAAUACGUUCAAUGGGUCCAGAAAAGGUCCUUAACCUUAUACCACUCAAAAACGAUAGUGGAGACCUUAACAUUGACAGGUCAUGGCUUUUACCUGUACUUAAAGAGAACAUUAAGUAUUCUACUUUAAGUUUCUUUAGAGAUGGUAUAUUUCCACUGGCAAGGUAUUGCCAGCAAAGAGCAGCGCAACUAGCUCAAGCAAAUAAUGGUAUCGGAGCCCAUAGCAGUGAACUAUUGUAUCUUCAACUGUGGAACUUGCUACCCUGUUUCUGUAACCAUCCAACUGAUAUUAAAACUGAAUUCAAGAGUAUGGCAAAAUUACUAGGUAUGGCAAUCUCCGACCGUAAAGAACUACGUUUGUCAGUGAUGGCUUCAUUACGAAAACUGAUCCAAGGCGCACAAGAAAAUCCCGAAGACCUCACCGAACUAUCCAGGUUCGACAAAAAUUACCUUCCAAUUUUGUUUAAUGUCUACACCACCAAACCCAUUGGAUCUGACGAAGAAGGCCAAAGACUAGCUGCCCUAGACACUAUUAAAAUGUACUUGACUAUUGCUCGUCCUGAUUUAACAGAGCAGCUUUUUAAAAACGCAGUGGAGAGACUAAAUACUUCCAGUGACGAGCCCGAAGAUCAAUUUAUUAAAGAAUCUAUCUUAGAUUUAAUUCGAGCAUUAAUUCCUUACCAAGGUGCUAAGAGUAUAGAAACAAUUUAUCAUCAGUGCGUGAAAAAUUUGCCGGAUAUAAAAAAUAAUAAGGAGCAAAAAAAGGCUUAUCGGAUCUUGGAGGAAAUUGUUUCCAGUGAUUCUGAUGGCUGCAAAACAUUUGUUAAAUCAAACAGAAAGGAAGUGCAGAGGCUUUUAAGAGAGAGCUUGAGCACUGCAGCUACUUCUAGCAAAGGAGCAAGGUUAAGAUGCUUAAACUAUUUAAUUAAGUCGCAACCGCACUUGGACCAAGGUAGCAAAUUGUUGAGGUCUACUAUACCUGAAGCAGUGCUUUGUUGUAAAGAUAUAAAUGAGCGAUGCAGGCAAAUUGCUUAUGAUGUUUUAAACACAAUAGGCGAAACACUUUUGUCGCAUGACCAGAUGCAGCCAUUCGUGGCAAUGCUAACUGCAGGCCUUGCUGGAACACCUCACAUGAUUUCCAGUUCUAUUUUGGCUCUGGCUUCAGUAUUGCACAAUUUCUCAGGUGCUUUGGGACAAGCGAAUAUCACACUUAUCUUACAAACUAUUGCAACCCUUGCCUCUUCACCCACAAGGGAAGUUGUAGCCUCUUGUCUUAGUUUUAUCAAAGUUUACUGCACAACUUUGCCAAGUCUGAUGGUGCAGGCCUCCUUAGAAAAUAUAAUGAAGGCCUUGCUUGGCAUGACCGAUGAUUGCAAAAGGCAUUUUAGAAUCAAAGUGAGAGAUAUAUUGGAUAGAAUUGUUAGAAAAUAUGGAGCUGAAACUAUUAUGCCUUUUGUGCCAAGUGAUGAUCAAAUAAUGUGCAAACGGAUUAAGAACUUGAGAAAAUUAAAUGACCGGAAAAAACGAACGAAAAAAGAUAAAAAGGAACAAGAUGAAGAGGAUACGGUUAGCAUGGAGGACUUUAUUGUUAAGUCAAAACCAAAAAGUGUGGAAGAAAUAUUAGCUGAUAGUGAUUCAGAUAUUGAUGACCUGAAUUUGGAGCAUAAAGAAAUGAAACCGAAAAAACAAGUUGGCACAUGGAUAGAGGAAGAUCCAGAUAAUAUUGUUGAUUUCACCGAUCCAUCCACCGUAGGGAAGAUUAGCGCUACAAAACCUGGACAACAAAACCCUAUCCAAGGACAAAAGAAAUUAACCAAAGAGGCUAACAGAGGCUUUAAAACUGCUUCCGAUGGAAGGCUUAUUAUCAGGGAUUAUGAUGUAAGCGAUAGUGAUGACGAGAAAAAUAAACUAAAGAUUAAUUUUAACUCGGACAGUUCAGCUUCAGAGGACGAAGCUGCCAGUGUUGCGGAAACUUUGUUAAUGGCUAACAGAAAACGAAAACGCCCUUCUUCAGUAAAAAGCGGAUUCAGUGCAUCCACCGCACCACCCUCCAAAUAUAAAACUGGUGGUGUGGGCAUUCACAGAUCUUUGAAUUCAGCUUCGUCCGUUAAAAGCGGUACUUCUGCGUUAGGCACAGAAUAUAAAAGUAAAAAGGCUGCUGGAGACGUAAAGAAAAAAGGAAAGAAGUUUGACCCUUAUGCCUAUAUUCCCUUACAGAGAAGUACCCUGAACAAGAGGAAAAAGACAAAAGGUAUGGGGCAGCUAAAGGGUAUCGUUAAAGGCGCAAGAAAGGGAGUACUUAAAGGGGCUAAAGCAAAACGAAAUAGGAAGAAUAACUUGUGAAAAAUAUUUAUUUUAUUGUUUCUUCAUAAAAUGGAUAUUGUUUAAAUUUGUAUUGGAGUCUGAAGUCUACCAACUGGUAGAUUGUGUGAAUAUAUAUAGUUGCGGCGAAAUUAAUCCAUAUUUGUUUAUACCAUUAUGAUUUUAAAUAACAGCUUGAUUAAAUUAUCGCAAAUUAUUAUUAUUUUAUUCUUUUAUACGAAUUUUUGCUUUUAAAUUUUAAAUACUUCUAAAGGAAAUCUAGAAUAAAAAUCAACAUAAUUUUUUAAAUACAACCCUUAUAUUGGUUUUAUGAAAAUCAAAUUUAUACUCCUUUGCCGCGUUUUUCGCUAAUAACGAAUUUGGAUCACGCUGUACAAUCAAAGUUUGUGAUUUAAUUUAAGGUAAUAUUAUUAAAUAAAUCCCAUCUAAUCCAACGUUAAACACGUAGUUAAUAAAUUGUGUUAAUAUUAAA